UCUGCGCAUGCGCAGUCUUCAGCCCAGUUCAGCUCUCCGGCUCCAUCAGCUGGGCACAGGCUACUCCGUGUGCCAUAUUGUGUACGAGAGAGCAAAAUAGCUCAUUUUUACGUUUCAGAAAAGGAGGAGACUGUCGCCACGACUGAGAGGAAUAUCUUCCGACGGCCUAAUCUCACCACAGAGCUGUUUAGAGGUGCCACCUUCACCUGUGGCCCCCUGCCUGCACCACAUCCCCCGCUGUCCUCUGUUGAUUCUUUGUGGUGAUAAAGCACUGUCUACACCUCUGCCAAGCUGUCGGACAUGUCGGGACCUGUGCCGAGUCGGGCCCGCGUUUACACGGAAGUAAACACGCACCGGCCCCGUGAAUACUGGGAUUAUGAGUCCCAUGUUGUUGAGUGGGGAAACCAAGAUGAUUUCCAGCUUGUUCGGAAGCUUGGACGUGGAAAGUACAGUGAAGUGUUUGAGGCGAUCAACAUCACAAACAAUGAGAAGGUGGUGGUAAAAAUUCUCAAGCCUGUGAAGAAGAAGAAAAUAAAGCGUGAGAUAAAGAUCCUUGAGAACCUGCGAGGAGGCCCUAACAUCAUCUCCCUUAUAGAUAUUGUGAAGGACCCAGUGUCUCGAACGCCUGCCUUGGUUUUUGAACAUGUGAACAACACAGAUUUUAAGCAAUUGUAUCAGACACUGACAGACUAUGACAUUCGGUUCUACAUGUAUGAAAUCCUAAAGGCUCUCGAUUACUGCCACAGUAUGGGCAUUAUGCACCGGGACGUGAAACCACACAACGUCAUGAUUGAUCAUGAACACAGGAAGCUGCGCCUUAUUGAUUGGGGUCUUGCUGAGUUCUACCAUCCAGGGCAGGAGUACAACGUCAGGGUGGCUUCCCGCUACUUCAAGGGACCAGAGCUUCUAGUCGACUAUCAGAUGUACGACUACAGUCUGGACAUGUGGAGUCUUGGUUGCAUGUUGGCCAGCAUGAUUUUCAGAAAGGAGCCAUUCUUUCAUGGUCAUGAUAACUAUGACCAGUUGGUCAGAAUAGCCAAAGUCCUCGGAACAGAAGACCUCUAUGAUUACAUCGACAAAUACAACAUAGAACUUGAGCCCCGCUUCAACGAUAUCCUAGGACGGCAUUCCCGUAAGCGAUGGGAACGUUUUGUCCACAGCGAAAAUCAGCACCUGGUUAGUCCAGAGGCCCUUGACUUCUUGGAUAAGCUUCUGCGGUAUGACCAUCAGGCCCGACUGACUGCGCGAGAGGCCAUGGAACACCCAUACUUUUAUCCAGUCGUAAAGGACCAGUCUCGGAUGGUAGGCUCCACUAACGUGCCAGCAGUUAACACUGCAGUGAGCGCAGCCAGUAUGAUCACAGGGAUAGCUGCACUUCCAGCCUCCACAGCCCUGGGUCCGCUGGCGGGCUCACCCGUCCUCACAGCUGCCAACAACCUGAGCACCCCGGUGCCCGCUGCUGCCGGUGCCCCUCAGUGAUGCCGUUCGUGCCUGCUUCCUCACCUCACCACGGCCUGGGACCAGGUGAUGAGUGAUUGCCAGUUUGCCAGUCCACACCCACCACCUCCUGGCUCAGUCCUGCGGAGACCUCUGGGACGGUGUUCUUAGAAAGGUGUCCCUAAACCUUCCCUCUACCCCGAGCCCCCACCCUAAUAAUCUUCACCUCAAGUUAAACAAACUCUGUACCUGUUUAACAGUUUACCUGAAAACAUGAACCGUUCGGACUACUUUGUUGCGUGCCUGUGUGUGCGUGAUGCCUACAGGUAUUCCGUUGUUGUGGCUGGAGUGUAAGCGUGAGACUUUGCUCAUUGUUCAAGAAACGUUAGGAACCCUGAUGAUAAUAAUGAUGAUGUUAAGCACAUUUUCCCUUCAAUACCUACAGCCAACGAGCACGAACAUGAUUAGCUUUUACUUUAGGAAGGGAAGGAGCGCUUUGGACCAAACGGAGGAGCACACUGCGAAAUAACUUGACGUUCAGCCACUGAGACUUCGGCUCAGACAUCUCAGUAAAAUAGCGUUGGUGUCCUUGUGUUAAUAUAAUUGUCAAUAGCUCAGUCAUAAUAGGCAAGACAAAGACAAACUGAUCCCAGAUCAGCAUUCAUACCGCCUUUCAACAACUGUGGUCAUAGAGUUUUAAAUGUACUGGUGCUGUAUCGCUGCAGUUUGUGUUGUAUGUUACAACACUCAACUCAUGACCUUAAUACGCAGCAGUAUUUUAGGUGGAAGACAUACAUUUCGAUACUGCAACAUGUGAAAGGGGAAUUCCACCAAUUUGUCAAAAUUCCUGCAUCAGUAAAUCAUUAAAACGACAGUCAUUCAGAGUGAUUUGGUCUGAAAUGUGUUAAACUUACCGAUUCAGAGUUGUUUACACUGGUUGUGCUGGGAUGUCUGAAGAGUUUAAUGCCUCCAAAAGCCGCCACUGUUUUACAAUAGUUUUUCAAAAGGUUUUGGUGUAACGUGUUUGUAAUGGCAAAGAAAGACAUGCAAGGUGCUGUAUGGCAAAAUAGUCCCCAGAGGUUUGAGUCAGUUUCAGAUUAAUAGUACGUUAACAUUAGAAUUAACCACUUUCAAUCAACCAUCAUGAAAAUUUUAUUUAUAUUUAUAUAUAUAUAUAAAAACCCAGAUGUGUGUUGAUAUACUGGUCAUAUUAGAUAUUGUCAUUGUAGUUUCUAGAAAACGCAGUCAGUUAAACAACGGUCACGAUUGACUCUCCAAAGUAAUAUGUUUACUUAAGAAUCACAGCUGGUAAAAACCCACCUGAAACAAGGAUUACAGAAGGUUAACAACCAUGUUGGUCUAUUUCUUUGGUCAACACAGUGUAAAACAGUUAAAUCUGAGUCAGUAAAUUUCUGUACAAUGAAUCGUUUCAAACCAAAUCAACCUCUUAAGGUACUUUGUUUACAUCUCAGUGAUUUACAUGCAGAAAGUUUGGAGAACCUGUGGAAAUCCUCUUUAAUCUUUGAGUGCUAGAAGUCAAAAUCCAUUUAAUAUGGAAUGCACACUGUGGAUAUCCAUUUAAUAUGGCAAUAUUCCGACUUAACUUUUUCUGUUUCUUUUUGACAUUCUUUUUUUAUUUGAUAUUCUUUUUUUAUUUGACUGCUGCUCCAAACUUGUUCUAGUGGGUUAAACGGCACCUGUUUAGUAAAGCAGAAGUAGUAGAAUUUACUAAACAUCUUCCACACCCAGUGACACACAAGGUCAUUUUGAGUUUUCACUUGUUUGUGGAGAAAAAACAUGAAAUGUUCAUAAAUAGAUUUCUCAUGAAGUGCAAGCUUCUGAUGUUCAAGCUGGUUGAAAUAGAUUUUAAGCUGCAGUUCAGCAGUUUGUAGAAUAACAGUGGGGUUAUUUUGAGGAUAUUUGCAAAUGUAAAACUGUUGAAUAAUACAAAUAUUAUUCUAGAACAUUAUGGAAAGUGAUCUAGCAUAAAAUACCCUGUUGUCACACCUGGUGUUAAAAUCUGUUUCAAGUUAUUUGAUCAUAAGUGGACAGUGAGAUGUUUACUCCAUGGCCAUGUUCAGACUGCAGGUGAAAGUGUCCCAAAUCUGAUGUACUGCCCAAAUCCAAGUUUUGUUUUGCUGUCUAUGUUCUCUUUUUAAUGUGGCAUCACUAUGAACAGAGCACGCUAAUGAACUGACCUGCAUGUGCAAAAGUACAACAUUAAAGGACAAACAGCAGACACCAAAAUGACCACACUGAGCAAAGUUUACAGUAAGGAAUAAAAUAUGAUGAAGUAUGGUGGUGGAAGCUGAUCAAGAAGAGGAAGGAGAAUCGGUUUUCCUUUUUCCUGCUAUGCAAAAGAAUGCUGAGUUAGCAAAGUGGUGCAAACUAAGUUUACCUACUGGAUAAAAUGAUUACAUCUGUGUGAAGCUCCUUUGCUUUACUUUUUUUCUUUUCAAAAUGUCCUUGAACUUACCUGAUUUUUAAAUAGCUGUAGGUUUGAUUUCUAUCAAUGGUAAAAGGCAUUUCGAUGACCAAUAUGUUGACUGUACAAGUGACAAUAUGAUGCAUAUUAAGUUGGAUUGAUAUAAAAACGUGAGUCUGCCUGGUCCGAGUUCACAUUGCUGGAUUUAGCUCCGCAUAUGCAGAGGAUUGAAUCUGAACUGAAACUGUCAGAUUCAAUGUUUUAGGCGACAGUGUGAACAGUAAUAAAAAAAACAAAUCUGAGAUCAAAUUUGGCCCACAUGUACCUGCAGUGUGAACGUAGCUCAUGUGUCUCCAGCGACUGCUUGUGAUUGCAGGAAGAGUACUGUGCACAUUUUCUGCAUCAGUCUCUUACUGCGUGUGUCGUCAGACAAUAUGUUGCCAGUUCUUGUUCAUGUGCUGGUCCUGGCUGUUACAAAAAGUUUUAAUUACAUGGACUGCAACAAAUAAACAAACAGGAGACAAUGACAGAAGUUAUGGAGCUGCUUUUGUCUCUGCUGUGAGACUCA
Pygocentrus nattereri (red-bellied piranha) is the source of this 4430-nucleotide messenger RNA. It is a transcript of the gene csnk2a4, whose product is annotated as casein kinase 2, alpha 4 polypeptide. The record is from RefSeq and is a predicted model, not a curated record. Gene Ontology annotation, molecular function: protein serine/threonine kinase activity; ATP binding. The transcript is spliced from 13 exons. Gene Ontology annotation, biological process: protein phosphorylation. Gene Ontology annotation, cellular component: cytosol; nucleus; protein kinase CK2 complex. NCBI's taxonomy places the organism in Eukaryota, Metazoa, Chordata, Actinopteri, Characiformes, Serrasalmidae. Bases 301 to 1479 code for a protein of 392 amino acids.